Molecule: messenger RNA, 636 nt
Organism: Asparagus officinalis (garden asparagus)
Lineage: Eukaryota; Viridiplantae; Streptophyta; Magnoliopsida; Asparagales; Asparagaceae
Product: UDP-glycosyltransferase 89B1-like
Exons: 1
Coding region: 1-636 (211 amino acids)
Source: RefSeq, a predicted model, not a curated record
AUGGCAAGGCCGCCUCAUAUCCUUGUAGUCCCGUAUCCGGCCCAGGGCCACAUGCUCCCCCUCCUCUCCCACCGCCACGGCCUCGCCAUCACCGUCGCCGUCACGACCAAGAACCUCCCUCUCCUCUCCCCGCUCCUCUCCUCCUCCCCCUCCAUCGAACCCCUCGUCCUCCCCUUCCCGAACUACCCCUCCCUCCCUCCCGGCGUCGAGAACACCAAGGACGUCCCUCACUCCGUGCCCGCCUUCUUCCGCAUCAUGCACGCCCUCUCCCACCUCCACGGCCCCAUCUUAGCCUGGCCCCGCUCCGCGCCUAACCCCCCGGCCGCGAUCGUCUCCGACUUUUUCGCCGGAUGGACCGUCAAGCUGGCGGAGGAUCUCGGCGUACCGAGGAUUGCGUUCUGUCCCUCGGGCGCGCUGGCUCUGUCGAUAACCAACUGCCUCUGGCGAGAUAUGCCGGAGCCCGGGGACGUCAGUUUCGAGGCGCUCCCGGGUUCCCCCGUUUAUAGGUGGGAUCAGCUGUCGACGCUUUAUAGGGGCUACGUGAAGGGCGACCCGCUGUCCAAGUCCGUGAAGGAGGGUUUUGUCCCGUUGAUGGCAAGUCCAGGUCAGAGAUUCUUUUUGCGGGCAAAUGGGUAA